AUGAAAUCCAACGGGGUGACAUCUAUUUCCCCCCGGCAGAAGGAUGGGAAAGAGAGGAGCUCUCGAUCGCUGGAGGACGAAUAUGUCGUCUUCCUCCAAGGAAUUCCACCACAGUGCCGAUGGCAGGAGUUGAAGGACUUUGUUCGACAGACUGCAUUGCAUAUCCGCCAAGCGGUGGUAUACGAUGAUUGUCACGGCCAUCCGACAGGCCUAGGUCAGAUCAUAGUGAAAAACGAGGACGAGGCAUGGCGCACAUACAAUCGGCUAUCGACGAAUGGAUGGAACGGACAUAGUCUCACAGUGACUCUCUCACUGGCCAGCGAGCCGACGAAGCCGAUAGCAGGGCCAACAAAGAGUCCAUCUCUUAGCGCAAUGCCCUUCGCCUCGGGAUUCUCUGCUACUCCGGUCACUUCAGCUCCUAUGGGGGCUAGUCCAACGUGCGUACCUAACCAGGAUAUGCCGGCAUCGCCCACAUUUACCCAGCAAUCGGACCACCAGCACCCACCGUUCAUGGCACCCUUGCCGAGCGCUUGUCAUCCAUCAUAUGUGCAAUUCCCAGAGUCGGUCGGGUACCAUGUCCCUAUGAUCUUCCCCGGCGAAAACGGCUUCUUCGUACCCCAUCCAGCAUUCUAUCCACCAUCAUUUGAUUCGUACCAAUUCGGGCAGCCACGAUACAUGGCAAAUGGCUGCAUCCAAGCUUACCCUGGCUUCUUCCCACACCGGCACAGUCUCUCCGGUCCCAGCGUUGGGGUCGCAUCAGGCAUGAACCACGAGUACGGCGCACCAAUCUCACGAAACAUCUUCAUUCAUAAUCUAAGCCAUGAAACAACUCCACAGCUCCUGAAGGAAUAUCUCCGGACCGCAGGGAUCAUUGACCGAUGUGAUGUAUUCGACCGAAAGAUCGGCGGCACUACGCGGACCUGUGCUAUCGUGGCCUUCCGGAACAAGGAAGAAGCCAAGCGAGCCAUCGCGCUGUUUGAUAAUUCCAUAUUCAGGGGGUCGCGGAUAAGAGUUCGUUUCGAUAGGGAGCGCGGCGGAAGUCUGGGAACGGCCCAUGGCAAUGGUAAUGGGUAUGGCCAUGGAUAUAAUAGCAACGCCAAUCGGAACGGAAUUGCAAAGCAUGCGAUGUCGACUGCCUUCAUUGCCGAGCGUCCCGGGGUACAUUCAGCGGCUCCGGCACUAGCAAGCAAGGAGGCAAAUGGUAGGCCCCAGCCGACGAUGACAACUACUCCUGAAACUCCGACGAAGGAGGCCCAGCAGUCUGCAGCAGAAUCGCCAUCACCCUCGCUGGUCGCAGUGACACCAACUUCAACGGUUGACGAAGCAGAGACAAAGAGUGAAAAGAGCAGCACCAGCAGCAGUUCCCGUAAGAAUAGUGUUGAGCCAUUGGUCGUCAAUGGCUCCUGUGUCGGGGCCAAUUCCCUGGUCACAGGCGUUGAGAAAGGUCAGUCCAUGCCAACAGGACCUCAUCCAUUCUUCCACCCGCAUUAG
Molecule: messenger RNA, 1491 nt
Organism: Nannizzia gypsea CBS 118893
Lineage: Eukaryota; Fungi; Ascomycota; Eurotiomycetes; Onygenales; Arthrodermataceae
Exons: 4
Coding region: 1-1491 (496 amino acids)
Cellular component (GO): cytoplasm; nucleus; ribonucleoprotein complex
Molecular function (GO): mRNA binding
Source: RefSeq, a predicted model, not a curated record